CUGCUCUAUGUACUACGUUAGUUAUUCCGUGCGAUUGCAGCUAGUGCUACCUCGACUAGGAGUACGACACGAGUGUCCCGCCCGCUAUGAAGACUAGCUGAGUGGUCGUGCAUCUACUCGAUAAAAAAACGAGUGUCGUGAGCGGAUCAUGAGCGCGAGGGUACUAGCUUGGAGUGUCAGAACUGGUAUGUCUUCAAAAGACGCCAGGAGUAACGAGACCGUCAGAACAUAUUAUUGUUGCUUGCUGUAGAAGUUCUUGCAAUGCAUACUCAUUUCUUUUCAGUUGGAAACCUGCAAUAUUGUACUAGGUGGAGCUAUUCGAGAACUAGUUCAGAAGCAAGUAGAAUCGCGACGGUACGUUACUAGACAAAAAGUGCAGAAAAGGCAACCGUCAGACCCGAACUCUCGUCGGCGCAAUCAAAAAAGAUGCUGGAUGGCAUUGGUGCAAAUUCCGUGCCCCCGCUGUGCAGCAAGCAGUCUCACCCGCUGGCGGCCUACAACCAGCGCACCCAUUUUCAGAUCGGUGUCGAGGAUGACAAAGGCGCUCGGGAGCAGGGUGCCAUGCACCGGACGUUUACCGACCCAAAAGUGGUGUACUGCCGCUACAUUCCACAUAUGCAUUGCAAAAGUAUCUUCGCACUGGUAUAGAUAAACUGCACCAGCAUGCCAAAUGAUAAUUUUCCCACGGAGAAAAAUCGAAUUCGUCAUGCAGAUCUGUAUCUGUCAUGCUCAUGCCGCGCUGCAAUCAGUACGAGUGCCAUACUUUUACAGAGGAUACCACCCGACAAAAACGCCAGCAUCGUCGGGAUGACGCAGGGCGAGAACGCUGACUGGGUGUCGGAGCAGCACGCGAGGUUUCUCAACAACGGGCCGCAGAAACGACGGGACGCGUUCGAAGGUGCAGAUUCGGUCGUGCACUUUGGGGACGAUCCCAGGGAGGUACUUAUCUUCAACUCAAAGUUGCUAGUAUGGGACUGACUGAGCGGCAGUCUUUCGUCUAUCCAUGAUUUUGAUUAUGACUUUAUUUUUAGCACCAGAAGUCCUCGUUAUUCGCGGAUCCAAUUUGGUAUCAGCAAUAUGAAUAUUAUCGAUAGAGGAAACAAGGAAAAUCCUGCGAUGCGCAAUGAAUUGCAUCACCUUCGACUCGCGAACCUAAGAGUGAAGAAAGAUGCAAAUUCACUUAACCACUAUAAUGGAAGGAUCUGACAAAUAGGUGGAAUCCCAGUACACGUUUACCCACAAGCCGGGGCAGAACGCGAAAGAGAUGCCACCCAACACGCACAAGUGGCCGGAAUGGCCCAAGAGCAAUGUGCUCACCGGCGCGAUACGGACCGACUUGGAGCCCCGGUUUCGUAAGGACCAAAACCUGAAAUCGCAAAAUUUCAGCCACAUCAACGAAGACAACACGAACAUACGUAACCCAACCACCGGCGUGUACCACGCCCGCCCGGUGCACAACGGCCCCACGUCCCACGAGUACGUGCAACGGGAAAACAAAACCGUGCAUCCAUUGAUCAGCAGUGGGGCCAUUCGCCAGCGAACCAGUAUGGAUCGGCGCUGAGCUGCUUUAUUGCAGAGCGAUCGAAUUACAACGAUGAACUGAAAGGUUGAUCUUGAUGUAAUACUAGUAAUCGACGAAUAUGAAGAAAAUGAAUGCACCGUAGCUUUGCUCUUGAAGGAAGCUAGUUUGGAUGACAUCAAACGCACAACUGAACUUUUCGAGUUCAAGAAGCUUGGAUGAUUAUUGUAUUCUGGCACUGGUGCUGCUGUGCUGCACUCAGUAUCUAUUUUGGGGAUUGAUUUGUUAUUGUUUCUCAAGUAUACACUUUUCUGGUUUCGAGGAUGAGGAUCUUCAGCGAUAUUUUGCGGUGAGAAUGAUAGUUGCUGCG
This is a messenger RNA of Amoebophrya sp. A120, 1889 nucleotides long. The record is from the annotation of a GenBank genome assembly. Lineage: Eukaryota; Dinophyceae; Syndiniales; Amoebophryaceae.